Messenger RNA from Fusarium vanettenii 77-13-4, 1920 nucleotides. RefSeq lists its product as uncharacterized. NCBI's taxonomy places the organism in Eukaryota, Fungi, Ascomycota, Sordariomycetes, Hypocreales, Nectriaceae. The transcript has a single exon. The annotation marks the transcript as partial. The record is from RefSeq and is a predicted model, not a curated record.
AUGGAAGUUGCGGGGCUUACGAUCGGGGCGGUGGCCCUCAUUGGCACUUUCAAAGAUUGCAUCGACCUCUACUCAAUGAUUUCGGCGGCGAGGUCUCUCGGCAAGGAUGCAGCAUUGCUCGAGACGAAGCUCGACGUCGAGAAAAUGCUCUUUUUCCAAUGGGCAGACCGUGUCGGCUUGGUCAAGCCACAGGAAUGGGACAAACGUUUGGAUGACAAAGCUCUAAACGCAACAGUCGCUGGGGUACUGUCGAGCAUCAAGACUCUGCUAGAGGAAGGCGAUGCUCUGCAAACCCGAUACGGACUUGAGCGUCGCGACCUAAGCAUCGGCGAGACCGAGUUCAUUGAUGACACAGUCAAGGCCAGCACACCGCGGAUGGAGCGCUUUCUUCGAAAUUUCGAAAAGCUCAGUUUGAGUAGGAGUACCCCAGAAGGAGGUACGGAAACCAAGAGCUUCAAAGUGACAGACAAAUGGUGCUGGGUUGUGCGCGACAGAGACAAGUUUGAGCAGUUGAUCCAGGAGCUUUUUUACUUUAACUCACGACUUGACACACUGGUCCCGGACAACAAUAAUGCUAGAUCGACCUUGAUGUUGACUGAAGAAGAUCUCGCCGACAUAAGGAGCAUCCCAUACCUCAAGCUGAUUCUGAAGGCGACCCCUGGUAUACCAUAUGUCCUCAAGGCAGUCAAACGAGCUAUCCGUACCGCAAACCAGAAUCGGAUUCUGCAGCGACUGUGGUUUGGACGAAUCGAAGAUCGACGGGAAACCGUGAGCGGCGCCCAUGCAGGGACGUUUUCCUGGGCCUUGAACCCUCCACAGAGAGCCCUGGAAUGGGACGAUCUCUGCGACUGGCUUCGGGGGAAAAGCUCGGGGACCUACUGGCUGGCUGGUAAAGCAGGCAGUGGCAAAUCGACAUUGAUGAAGUACAUCCUUGGCCACUCACGAACGCAAGCGUUAUUGAAGGAAUGGACCGGCGCCUCAGAUCUCACUGUCACCGACUUCUUCUUUUAUCACUUGGGGAUGCCCGAGCAGAAAUCCCAGGAGGGACUGUUUCGCGGGCUUCUGUAUCAAGUCCUCAGUCAACACCGUGAAUUGAUCGAGACUGUGAUGCCCAACAUGUGGAAGGAAGCGCUCGCGACGGAAGACGACCCAAAGGAAGACGUCUCGAUUCCAUCUGUACGCGAGAUGAAAACAGGGCUUUUGAACUUUGCCAAGAUUCAACCAGGCAAACUUUUUUUGUUUAUCGAUGGACUCGACGAGUAUGAUGGGAGACCCAUGGAUGCCACAGCUUUUAUCCAAGAGCUAGGGAAGCUGGAGAGCGUCAAGAUCCUCGUGUCUAGCCGACCUCUACCUGAAUUCGUCGCAGCUUUCCAAGGGAAACCCAAGAUGAAUCUCCAAGAUCUCACGAGACGGGACAUUGAGACCUAUGUCGAUGACACAGUCACACACCAUCCACACAUGACCAAUUUGGCCCUGGAAGACCCGAAAAGUUCUAGUGAGCUUAUACGGGACUUCAAUUUGAAGUCGUCUGGCGUGUUUCUCUGGGUUGUCCUUGCAUGUCGUUCAGUGCUGGAAGGGUUAGCGGCGUGUGAUAGUAUCUCGGAUCUCAAAGCUCGAGUCAACGAAAUCCCCCCAGAACUUGAAGGCCUGUUCAGACACAUGCUCCACAGAAUUCAUCCAAGGUACAGAGAUCAGAGCAUAAGACUGCUACGUCUCGUGUUCGACAACCAGACCAAGGAGGACGUUGGUUCUAUCCCGACGCUUGGACUUGCUUUGAGUGAGGGACGGGGAUUUCGCCCUGACUGGGACGAACCUCGCAUGCCAGAUCUAUCUAUGGUUCAGAAAAGAAUGAAAUGUCAAAUGAUGGAAGGGCGCUUGCGAAGCCGAUGUUAUGGUCUAGUUGAGAUUCAGCGCGUCACA